ACCCUUCGUUGUGCCCAAGAAGAUUAUCGUUUUGCUAUUGCAGGUUUCGCUAAUUUUUAUCAACUAUGAUUAUUUUGCGAGGUCAGAGUCUCAGAGAGGAUCCAGGAAACAGUUUUUAAUAAAGCUUCUUCAAGUCUCUCUUACUGUGUUUCUCUAUAGUCUAUUAUACCGUAGGAGGAAACAUUGACAGUCAACAUAUAGCUCUCUCUCCGGUGUCCAUUGUGUCUUUGAUGUUGCAUUGCCCAUUGUGAGCAACAAGGCUAGAUUGUGUUUUGAUUGAGAAUGAAUUCAACUGAUAACGGCACGCACAAGGAAGAAGUUGAGGAAUCUAAUGGUGCUAAAGUGAACGGUCAAAUUCCUCUUGACAUAUCAGCAUCUCCAAAGACACUACUAAGGAAUGAAAACCAUCAAAAAAGGUUUUCUGAUACCUUAACUGCUCCUCUUAGUAGAAUAAGGCUCCUCAAGUUUGGCUCUGCAUCUGCCAGGUUCAAGCGCAUAGCUGAUGAGAGAGAUGAGAUUUCACGCUCUGUGGAUUCUUCAAGUGGUCACCGUUUCCAAGAACGCCUCAAUGGGGUUUUCGCUCGGAAAAUCAAUUGGGGUUCUCUCAUGAAACUGGGCAAAGAAUGGAUUAAAAACCCAAUGAAUAUGGCUCUGUUUGCAUGGAUCACCUGCGUUGCUGUUUCAGGUGCCAUUCUAUUCUUUGUUAUGACCGGAAUGUUAAACAGUGCGCUACCCAAGAAGCCCCAGAGGGAUGUUUGGUUUGAAGUAAACAAUCAAAUUCUCAAUGCAUUGUUUACUCUUAUGUGUUUGUACCAGCACCCAAAACGGUUAUACCACCUUGUACUUCUGUGCAGAUGGAAACCAGAUGACGUUUCUAAACUUAGAAAGAUUUACUGCAAGAAUGGGACCUACAAGCCCCAUGAAUGGACUCACAUGAUGGUUGUUGUUGUUCUCCUGCAAAUAAAUUGUUUUGCUCAGUAUGCGCUUUGUGGUCUAAACUUGGGGUACAGGAGAUCUCAACGGCCAGCCAUAGGAGUUGGAAUAUGUAUAUCUGUUGCAAUUGCUGCACCUGCUGCUGCUGGCUUAUACACGAUUAUUAGCCCCCUUGGUAGGGAUUAUGAUUCUCCAAUGGAUGAGGAAGCACAGGUUCGGACCGCCAGUGGUGAUGGGCUGAAUGUGACGAGAUUGAAAUCGUUACAGAAAAGAUAUUCUUUUGCAACAAGAGAUGAACAGCAGAUUGUUGAGAAUAGACCACGAUGGAGUGGGGGGAUUCUUGAUUUUUGGGAUGAUAUCUCUCUAGCAUAUCUCUCACUUUUCUGUAGCUUUUGUGUAUUUGGGUGGAAUAUGGAGAGACUUGGAUUUGGCAAUAUGUAUGUCCAUAUCGCCACUUUUGUUUUAUUUUGUAUGGCUCCUUUCUGGAUAUUCAUCUUGGCUGCUGUGAAUAUUGACAAUGAUGCUGUUAGGGAAGCUCUAGGUGUUACUGGGGUUGUUCUUUGUGCCUUUGGUUUACUCUAUGGUGGCUUUUGGAGGAUCCAAAUGAGAAAGAGAUUCAAUUUGCCUGCUUAUAACUUCUGUUGCGGUGAACCAGCAGUUGCUGACUGCACACUAUGGCUAUGCUGUUGUUGGUGUUCUCUUGCUCAGGAAGUGCGGACCGGGAAUUCCUAUGAUAUUGUGGAAGAUAAGUUCUGCAGGAAACAAAUGGACCAUGGUGACCCACUGCCGAUUUCACCUUUGCCUCGUGAAGAGGCAGUGGUUCAGUCCAUAUCUGGCCCAAGCUCUCCAAUGGGGAAUGGCACUAGCCCAUCCACGAUUCUUACAACUAGUUCUCCAAGCCCUAGUAGACUUUCAAAGGGAUAUUAUAGCCCAGAUAGGCUACUUUCUACAGUGAAAGAAGAGUUUUCUGCAGGAGGUAGGGAUGAAACUAUGACUCCACCAUCUACAUCGCGGAUACAAAGAGAACCAACCCACUGAGCCCAGUAGGUAAGGAAAAAUGUAAAAUUUAUAGUAUAUUGAUCUCUGUAAAAUUAUGUGAAACAUGGGUUUUGAGUGAAUCGGAUGCAACCAUGUUCUUUUUUUUCUUCCUUUUUUCUUUUUUUAUGUUGUUGAAGAUAUCUCUUUCUCAAUACCAUCAUUUUCCUUA
Molecule: messenger RNA, 2140 nt
Organism: Alnus glutinosa
Lineage: Eukaryota; Viridiplantae; Streptophyta; Magnoliopsida; Fagales; Betulaceae
Exons: 2
Coding region: 283-1971 (562 amino acids)
Biological process (GO): sesquiterpene biosynthetic process
Molecular function (GO): cyclase activity
Source: RefSeq, a predicted model, not a curated record